Molecule: messenger RNA, 2577 nt
Organism: Eimeria necatrix
Lineage: Eukaryota; Apicomplexa; Conoidasida; Eucoccidiorida; Eimeriidae
Source: RefSeq, a predicted model, not a curated record
AUGGCCUCGUUAUGGCUGGCCCGUCUAAGGGCCCCACAUCGUGGGGUCUCUUCCGGGGGCGUUCUCCUUCAAGGGGCGUUCAGGCCCCUGGCCGCGUUUCAGGGAGUGGCUCCGCACCAGCGGCCAACUCAAAGCCCUCAAACGCGAGCCUACGCGAACUUGAGCGACAGCUGGGGCUUCAAGAAGGUCCAGUACACCAAGUACCGCAUCACGAAGCCCUGGACGACCGACACCCAGUUCGACGACAUUCUUCUUUCCGAGCCCUCGAGGGAGUCUCUGGCCAAGUUCACGAAGGAAGCGCCGCCAUUUCUGCGCUUUUUGAAGCUGGUGACGGACGUGGAAAACAGGCCACAGGCCUUCAUCGAAUAUGCGCUGAGGUGCCGCGACGGGCUGGUGGUGGAGAAGGACGUUUACAUCACCAAGGCGGAACUCAUGAAGUGCAUUUGGGAAAACGGCUAUUCCGAAAACGAAAUGAACGCCUUCGAAUUCGCCUUCCCCGCCGACUACAAGUUCCACUACCCCGAGCUGGCCGUCUUGUUUGACUUGCCCGAGGAGGAGUGCUACAAGUAUUGCAUGCGGCAGCGGGCGAAGACUCCCGAGGAGCUCGUGGAGGUGAAGUACGAGAAGCCCAAGAACCUGCUCUCGAGCUACGGACUCUGCUUCCUGGGCGUCUGGUACGGCUUUUCGAACCAAGUCCUCAGCAACGCCUGGUUCUACUCCAAGACCUUCCCCUUCGGCGCGGUGUUCUACAUGCUGGCUUCUUACUUUUACCGGAAUAUCCGGGAGUACUUGUGGAAAGAAGACAAAGCUCUUAUUCAGGGCGCGAAGGAACGCAAAGACGCGGGCGAAGAGCUGGUGCACCGGCAGCUGAAGAAGUACGCAAACGACGCGCGCUGCGUCGAGUACCUCUCCUCCUUCAAAGAGGAAGUGCAGCAGCAGCUGCAGGAGUACCACGAGGCCUUGCUGGAGCAAAUGAGGGAAAAUAUGGUGAAAAAGAUGAACAGCAAACUUCUUUCGAUUCAGCAGGCGGAGCAAGCCAUCCAAGGCUCUCUUCACGAGGUCAUCGUGAACGAGCUCGUCGACUCCUUCCACAAAAAAGUCGAAACCGACGCGAAAAUGCAAGACGCAGCGCUGAAAGCCGCAAUUGAGGCCAUUUCGGGGGAAUCUCCUUCAGUGGAUCCAGUGGGAGCACACUUUCGAGCGUCGUUGAAAGAGCUCCAGAGUGCUGAUGCGGAGGGAUCAAAGCCAGCGCAGAGCGGAUCAGUUCGUGAACGAGUAUCUGCAAUCUUUCGCCGUCGUGAACAGGAAUUCCUGGAAAUGUUCACAGUCAGUCCUGAAGAAGCUGAUGAAGUGAAGCGCAUCACUGGAAAAUGCAAAUCUGGAAAUGGCUAUGACUUUUCCAAGCUCUCAAAGGAAGAAGCAGAUCGCCUGGACAACCUGCAACAGAUUAUAUUUGACCGCGUUGGAUAUACGACAGUCACGGAGAAUGAUAUUAAGCCUCUUACCGCAGUUGGUGAAUCGGGCGCUGCACUAAUCGAGCAUGUUAACAACCAGAGUAGUGAGCAAGCUGUCUGCGACGGCUGCAGCGUGCACGAGCUGCGGUGUCUUGACACCGUAAGACGUCCCGGCUCACCAGUGACAACGCGCACUUCAGAAAGAAACGCGGAUCGGAACAUUUGUUGCCGACCGACCCCAAGGCAAAAUUUGUAUCUAAAAGAUUCACCUCUCAGGCAGCUAGUAGAAAUGAGAGGAACUGCCAUCCGGACCGCCUUUGGCGGCCUCGAGGAGGUUCAAGCUGUAAGUGAAACUUCGUCAUUUGCUCUUAGGAACUCGAAUAAUGUCCAUAUUUUAGGCUGCAGGCACAGGGUAGGAAAAGCAGGCACACGUAUUCCCAGGGAAUCGCUGUUCACUCUCCUCGUCACGCUCUUCAGGGAAACUAGUGAUGGAUUGCUUCCUCAUUUGGCGGACACGCAUUUCUGGAAGCGGCUUUCCUUCACGCAGUUCGUCAUGCCAGUCUUCGCCUUCAUUUCGGAUUCGUAUCCUCUCCGCGGCGGCCGUAGAAAGCCCUACAUGAUUGCCUUCAGCUUGUUAGAAGGGCUUGGCUUUAUCAUGUUGGGAACGUUUCCCACACACGUGCGUGUUCUGUUUGUAUCUGUUCACUUGAAAACAACGCGAAAUCCUCCGACUUCAGAUCUUGACAGCUCUGCUCUCCCUAUUCUUGAUAUCGGCAUCUUCCUGGCAACCUCCAUAUUCCCUCUGUUCAUUGCCUUCAUCACCCUCUUCAUGGAAGAUGUUGGUGGAGCGCCAUCAUACGACAUGAAGACGCAACUGCGCCUGCUCAUGGAAUUCCUUAAGCAAUGUUUGCCACAUUGCAUCCUCAGGUUCACCUACGGUAUCGCCGCGCUGGUUGGAGUGGUGAUGUACCGGACGUUUUUCAAGAGGACCGGUUUCCGCAAAACCCUCCUCGCCACGAUUCUUGUAGCUGUGCCCAUCUACCUUUCACCCAAUGCGGAAGUGCAGAGGGUCAAGCAAUACCACGACUCCAUCUACGAGAAGAUCCGCCAGCAAACCGCUUAA